Toxotes jaculatrix (banded archerfish) is the source of this 6650-nucleotide messenger RNA. RefSeq names its product neuronal cell adhesion molecule a (gene nrcama). Gene Ontology annotation, biological process: cell-cell adhesion; brain development. Gene Ontology annotation, molecular function: cell-cell adhesion mediator activity. Bases 210 to 4142 code for a protein of 1310 amino acids. The record is from RefSeq and is a predicted model, not a curated record. The transcript has 33 exons. Lineage: Eukaryota; Metazoa; Chordata; Actinopteri; Toxotidae.
ACACACACUCACUGGCCGGGCUCGGUCCCUCAGACCCACACACACACACACCUCAUCAUUUUCUACAGCAUCAACUCACACUCACUGCCGGGGGAGGAAACAGGAGCCGGUUUGCAGACGGUUUGAACAACCAUCUGAAGACAGACAGUGGCUGAAGUUAAAUCCUCACGGUGUCUUCUGCUGCUGAAUCUGGAAAAAAGGUUUUCACCAUGACACACCCAAACAUGGACAAGAAAAAGAAGUGGGUGCCGGGCUUCGGAGCUGUGCUGUUGAUAUUCCUGAGUCACGUGAUUUCAGCGCUAGAAGUGCCUCUUGAUCCUAAAGUACUGGAAGGAUUGCCCCAGCCACCCACUAUAACGCUACAGUCCCCAAAGGAUUACAUCUUUGAUCCACGGGAGAACAUUGUCAUCCACUGUGAGGCCAAGGGGAAGCCAAGUCCCAGCUUUUCCUGGACAAGAAAUGGGACCCACUUUGAUGUGGAGAAAGACUCCAAAGUCCUGAUGAAGCCCGGCUCAGGAACUCUGGUCAUUGACAUCAGUGGGGAAAAGGCGGAGGCCUAUGAGGGAACGUACCAGUGUACGGCUCACAAUGAGCAUGGCACCGCUGUAUCCAACAACAUUGUCAUCAGACAGUCCAGGUCCCCCUUGUGGUCGAAGGAAAGAAAUGAAGCCAUCACCGUGCAGAUGGGGGUCUCCCUGGUGCUGCAGUGCCGACCCCCUGCCGGGCUGCCACCUCCUGUCAUCUUCUGGAUGGAUAACAACUUUCAGAAGCUGCCACUGGAUAAACGAGUGUCCCAGGCCCUGAACGGAGACUUGUACUUUUCCAAUGUUCUCCGAGAAGACACAAGGAGUGACUACAUCUGCUAUGCUCGCUUCCCCCACACACAGACCAUCCAGCAGAAACAGCCUAUUUCAGUCACCGUGCUCAAUAACAACCCAGAGGGGGAGCGUCGCCCUGGUUUCAUGUUGCCUCUGGGCCCCACCAGCACCAAGAUGGUUCUGAGAGGAGAGACUCUGGAGCUGGAAUGCAUCGCUGAAGGCUUGCCCACUCCAGAUAUCUCGUGGCAGAAGGAUGGAGGUGAACUGCCGAGCAGCAGGGCGUCCUUCCACAACUUCGAGAAAACACUGAAGAUUUCUGAUGUGAAUGAAGCUGAUGCAGGCAACUACCGCUGUACGGCCACAAACAACCUGGGCACUGCACACCACAUCAUCAAGGUCACUGUCAAAGCGGCUCCUUUCUGGGUUAGCGCACCCAGGAACCUGAUUCUCGCCCCGAAUGAGACUGGCAUCCUGACUUGUCGAGUCAGUGGAGAACCCAAACCGAAGAUUAGCUGGUUUGUCAAUGGAGUCCCAAUAGAGAACGUUCCUGAGGACCACAGCCGCAAAGUGGAGGACGACACUGUGAUUCUCAGCAACGUGCAGUCGGGAUCCAGUGCUGUCUACCAGUGCAAUGCAUCCAACGAGUUUGGCUACCUGAUGGCCAAUGCUUUUGUCAAUGUUCUUGCUGAACCACCAAGGGUGCUGACUCCACCCGAUCGAGUGUACCAGGUCAUCACCAACAACCCUGCACUACUUCACUGUUCCUCCUUUGGCUCACCCAUACCAACCAUCACAUGGUUCAAAGACAGCCAGACCAGCAUUAAGAAUGGUGACCCAUAUGUGAUCCAUGAGAAUGGUACUCUGGAGAUCCAUGUGGCCCAGCCGCUAAACAGCGGAAAGUACACCUGCAUUGCCACCAACAACCUGGGGAUCAAAGAGAACCACGUCUUCCUGGAAGUUAAAGAGCCUACCCGUAUCCUGAAACAGCCAGAGUACAGGGUGGUGCAGAGAGGAAUGAGCGCUGUGUUCGAGUGUAAAGUCAAACAUGACCCUUCCCUCAUUCCCACCAUGACGUGGCUCAAAGACAGCGGAGAACUGCCAGAUGACGAGAGGUUUGAGGUGGACACAGACAGUUUGACCAUCAAAAAUGUGACAGAUGAAGACAGGGGCACCUACACCUGCAUCAUGAACACAACCCUGGACCAGGACUCAGCCAGUGCCAUGCUGACUGUUGUUGAGGCAACUCCCACUCCAGCUAUUGCCUACGAGAAACCCGACCCUCCGAGCGACCUGGAACUGACUGACCAGACAGAGAGGACCGUUCAGCUCACCUGGAUCCCUGGAGAUGAACACAACAGUCCCACACAAAAGUUUUUGGUCCAAUACGAGGAUCUGCUCCACCAGCCAGGAGUUUGGAUCAACCUGACAGAGGCUCCUGGCACUAGCACCACAGCACAGUUAAACCUCUCUCCGUAUGUUUACUACUCUUUCCGAGUGCUGGCUCUGAAUCACGUGGGCUACAGCCACCCCAGCCAGCCCUCACACCAAUACAGGACCAACCCUGCAGCUCCUGAUGAAAAUCCAUCAGAUGUUCAGGGAGUAGGAACAGAGGCUGGCAACUUGGUCAUAUCCUGGACACCACUGACAGGAUUCCAGUCCAAUGGACCUGGGUUGGAGUACAGAGUGCAGUGGAAACGGAAGGACAUAAAGGAUGACUGGUCAUUGCAGAACGUGGCCAAUGUUUCCCAGUUUGUCGUGACUGGAACCCCAACCUUUGUGCCGUACGAAAUUAAAGUUCAAGCUCUGAAUGAUUAUGGCAGUGGACCAGAGCCUGAGGUGGUGAUUGGGUACUCUGGAGAAGACUUGCCUUUGUCUGCUCCGGACAGUGUGCAGAUCAUGGUUCAUAACAGUACGUUAGCAGAAGUACACUGGGAGCCUGUGUCUUUGCCUUCAGUGAGGGGAAAACUACAGGGAUACAAGGUAUACUAUCGUCGUGACCGCGGCUUGCACGAGACAGAGGAGGAGACGGAUCAGCAGGAGCAGGUUUUGACUUUCAGUGGGAACCGUAGCGAGGGCCGUCUGCCAGGCCUCCAGCCUUACAGCCUCUACAGCCUCUUCAUCACGGUCCUUAAUAACAAAGGAGAAGGGCCUCCGAGCCCCAGCAAGACAUUUGAGACACCUGAGGGAGUCCCAGGGCCCCCUUCUUUUCUGAAUGUCCUAAACCCUGGUUUGGACUCUCUCACUCUGGAAUGGGGCCCACCAAUAAAAAACAAUGGACGUCUUACUGGAUACACACUGAAAUACCAACCAGUUAACACCACCAAUGAACUGGGACCAGCCAAGGUCAUGACCUUUCUUGCCAAUGAGACCACCAUUACCCUGGGCAACCUGAACUCCAGCAUGCUGUACAAGUUUUACUUAAGCGCAAAGACAAUCAAGGGCUCUGGCCCCACCAUCACAGAAGAGGCCUUUACAGCCAUGGACACAACUCGUAUUCAGCCCACUGUAGAGGCGGGCAAAGGCCCCACAGAGCCCCCUCACCCAACUUCCCCCAUCACUCAGUCUCUGCAUCCCCCGUUUCACAAGGCGCCUCCUGUAGGCCCUGCGUUUGGCACAGUUAACACGUCUGUAUCAGAGGAUGGUGCAGUGAUCAGUUGGGAAUACUUUGGACACCAUAAGAAUGUAUAUGUGGAAUAUAUUGUAGAAAACAGUAAAGAGGACUGGAAAAAGGAGUUGGUAAACAGUUCACACUCGCAUAUGAUAAAAGGUUUAAAGCCGGGGACGUCCUAUAAGGUGCGUCUGGUAGCUAGAGACCCCGCUGACCCGACAGUCCACAGCACAGACGAAGUGUUGGUUACGGUGCCAGCUGUACCCAGCCGGCAGGUAGACAUUGCCACCCAGGGCUGGUUUAUUGGACUGAUGUGUGCCAUCGCUCUUCUCAUCCUGGUCCUUCUCAUAGUGUGCUUCAUCAAGAGAAACAAAGGUGGCAAAUAUCCUGUGAAAGAGAAAGAAGAUGCUCAUCAAGACCCUGAGAUCCAGCCCAUGAAGGAGGAUGAUGGGACAUUUGGAGAAUACAGGUCUAUGGAGAGUGACACAGAGGACCACAAGCCACUGAAGGGCAGCCGGACACCGUCCAACGGGACGGUGCGCCGUGACGAGAGUGACGACAGCCUGGUGGACUACGGGGAGGGCGGGGAUGGGCAGUUCAAUGAGGACGGCUCCUUCAUUGGCCAGUACAGUGGCAAGAAAGAGAAAGACACACAUGAAGGCAAUGAGAGUUCAGAGGCCCCGUCGCCUGUCAACGCCAUGAACUCGUUUGUCUAACGCAGGGCCAACCACCUGGCUGCAACGGUUCCUGCGGCCACUCCUUGUCACCCUGGCAAAUGUGACCAUCUCUGUGGUGAUAGUUGCUAAGGUGACAGUCGUUGUGAACACCUACUUUUUUGCCAUGGUGGCUGUCACUUCGGUGGCCAUGGCUCCCUGUCACCAAGACUGCUGACACGCCCUCAUCCCCACACCUGCCAGCCCCCUGUCACAGUGUGACCUCCUCUGACCAUCACACACUCAGCAUGGCAAAGACCGACACCACAUCCCCCAUGACCGCUGAAAGAAGGUGUGAAACGAGGGAUGUGAAGACUCCAAGAAAAGGGAGGGAGAGAGGAAGCAAUACAGAAAAGCAGAAGGAAUGUACAAGAAGGAGUAUUACCACUCUGACUGAGCAGGAGUGUGGUCAAGAGUGCAUGUGUGUGUGUGUGUGUGUGUGUGUGCGCGUGUGUGUGUGUGUGUUAGUGCCAUUAAAUAUCCUUUGCAAACAUACUAAACAUGAUGUAUCCAAAUAUAUAUUUCAUGAAAGUGCAGUACAUGACCCGCAGGCAGGCAAAUAUGCAUUGAAUCAAAUUCAUAAACAUCUGCAUGGAGCAAAUCAUGAUUCUGUGAAGCAUUUUACCAUCCUGGUGUCAGCUGUUGCAGAGGUGAGCUGCGUGUUGAGAUUGUAUAUGGUGCACGAGUACUAGCGACUGGGUAUGACUUUUAUUGUUUUGGUUUGUUCAUUAUUUUUCCGUCAGAAAGUGUUAAGUGGCGUAUGAUAUAUAAAGAAAAAAGGGCAGCAGUGUUUUUGUGGACGCUGCUGUGAAAUGUGUGACUCAGUAGAAAAUAGCAUAUGUCUUUUUGAGACAGAUAAACUGUUUGUACAUAUUUAAUAGAAUAAGAAGGAAGCUAUAUUUCAAGGUCAGGGAUGUCCAAUUGUCGUCAUUGGAAACCAGUCUAGAAACACUCUGCGUUCAGUCACUCCUUAUCGCACCAGCCAGGCAGAACUCUUUGUUUUUAGCCUCAUGUUUUCUCAAGCUUUCUCUUAUUGCUUUUCUUUUCCCCCCUGAUCUGUUCCUUUACAAGCCUAUGCUUCUUGUUACCAAGCACUAACUGAAUACAAGUGGAGUUGUGAUUGAUCCAGUGUCAUUGUCAAGCGUUUCCACCCCAAAUCGCGGCCACUGUGCAAGCCUUUGUUUUAGGCGGUCAUGUUAUUGUCAGAAAUAACUCCUACCCCGGCAUUGUCUCUGAUAGCAUUUCCACAUCUGUAUCUGCUAUGUAGGUGGAGAAAAGCUGUUGCAUGUAGAGGUUUACUGAGAGUACACACUGUAGUUUCUGGGUAUUUUAAUUUUAAAUGUUGAUGAUCAAGAACCUCUUAGCAUGGUUUCUAGUGCCUUUGUAGAGAACAGUGACUUAGAUCCAUAGCUACAUGCCUCUUCAUGCACAGGACAGACCUGGGCUCAGUGCAGUUCACAGUCCAUGAAUACAGUACAUACUAAAUACCACCCCACUUUAUUUAAAACAAGAGGCUGUAUGAGUAUUCAAUACUAUAUUUAACAUUCAUGGAAAUAAGCGUCACAAGAUUUUAUUGAUGUUAAAGCCCUUUAUUGUGAGCUAUAAGGUCACUGAGUAUUGUGAAACAUUCGUUUGGGCUUAUUAAUUUAAAAUGGCCUCCUUUAGACUCAUCAUGGGACCCAGGGUUCCUACACAGGGCUGGAAAUGAUUUGAAAAUGGAUUUCAGGAAUUACCUCUUUCACAGUUGUACACUGGCAUUAGUUGUGAGGAAUAAUUUCCAAGUAUAGAUUGUUAUGGCCUUGUUGACAAUCAUGUUAUCCAGCUAGCGUCAGCCCAUUUGGGACACAAACCGACGACCAAAUUAUACCGACUAAGAAUUUAAGACUGAGCGAAUAUGUAGAAUCUUUAAAACGCGUGGGAAGCCUGAGGUCACAGCAUGGACGCCUGAUGAGAUGUCAUCACGUCUCAUGUAUUCAUUUCAAACCUUAUCCUCCUCACCCAUUCAUCUAAUGGAGGAGCUGCUGCUCAGCAGCACUUAACUACUGCCAACCUAUUCACCAGGUAACUGCCAAUGGGAACCGGACUCACUAUCUGGUACAGACUAGAAGGAUGGAACUUACUGUUAGUGGUUGCACUUAAAAAAAGAAGGGGUCGGAAAAUUGUGUAAUGAUACUGAAUGUGGAAACAAGUGUAUCUGUCUAUGUGAAUGAAUAUAUUGCUUGUUUCACUGCAAAUGGUAAACACACUGGUGACUUUGGUUUAUGCAUUUAACCUUAUAUCUGUGUACGUUGUCACGAUCGGAGCGCAGCACUCAGUGAGUUUUAUAUUACUGUAAACGAAUGAAGCUCAUGUGUGAAUGUUUGGGUGCAUGGGCGUGUGUGUGUGUAUGUGUGUGCGUGUGUGUGCAGCACAUGCAUGCUACUAUAAUAAAGCGUGCGUGAUGUAUACUAUCGCUUUCUAUUUCCGUGGAUAACAGUCAAUGAUUCUGAUGUGUCAAGCAGUCUGCUCCUA